Molecule: messenger RNA, 1122 nt
Organism: Melampsora larici-populina 98AG31
Lineage: Eukaryota; Fungi; Basidiomycota; Pucciniomycetes; Pucciniales; Melampsoraceae
Exons: 3
Coding region: 1-1122 (373 amino acids)
Source: RefSeq, a predicted model, not a curated record
AUGACAACUGAACAACGCAAUGACCAUGAAAAGGAUGUUACUACCAUCUUAAUGGCUACAAAACUAUUCAAAAAGUUACCGACUCCAUGUAGACCCAAAUCCCUCACUGUACCUCCACCCCCUUUUGCACUAGCCUCCACCGUGCCAGCUGGGCGAGACGAUUUCACGAUGGAUCUAUCUCGCUCUCUUAUGGAUCCGACGCUUCCCCGGUGCUUACUUCCUCAUGAACCUGCCGACUCAGAGCCUACCUCCCCAAUGUCUUCUCCACUCUCAUCGCUUGGGUCUUCACCACUCUCCUCGGUCCCACCAUCUGAUUCCGAGGUUGGUGAUUUGGGAGAGCUGAUGGAUCUCGAUUCUUCACCACUUUCAUCACUUCCACCAUCCGACUCCGAAGAUAUGGAUAUGAUUGAUAUGAAUAUGGAGGCAAGGCAUAUGAUACCUUUAGCGGAUUCUGCAAAAGUUGAGGCAAAGAAACGAAAGCCGACUACAAAUGGUGCUCUGAUCGCAGGGAAAAUGUAUUGCUUUGGCCAGACUGUGGGGUAUUCAAGUGACAUCCUCAUCUCACCUUAUAUUCCCGUCAAAGGGUCUUCUAAGCGCCUGUACAAGAGGUUUCUUCACAAUCUUCCCGGGUUUGGUGCCCGUAUCGGGUCACGUUUCCGCAAUUUCUGUGAUCAACUUAAGUUCCAACCCUCUGGCCCACUCGACUUCGCAGCUAACUUCGCCUUCACCCUCUGUGGUUUCUACAAUAAGCCGCAUACUGAUAACGACAAGGGGAAAGUAUACUGUCUUUGGUAUCCGAUUGACAGUGAGAGUGGGAAGAUAGUCACUAAAAUCGAAGGUUACUAUUAUGAAGGUGGCUGGUUUAUUUUCCCCGAGUACGGACUCGCCUUCAACUUAGGCUCCAAAUAUGCAGUACAAAUUGCAUGGAAUGGUAAGACAACUUUCCAUCACACUCUACCCUCCAAAGAAAAGGACGAUGUGGACCAAGCUGGUAAAAAAAUUCAUUACACUCGCCUUGGAUGUUCAUCUCAGAUCACACAAAAGAUGGCCCGAGCUUGUGCGAAGGCUGGAACUAAAGAUCAAUUCAACUAUCGGUCAAAUUAUAGGAAGUGGAAGGAAUAG